AUGACAGCUUCAUCAAUACAAAAUGCUCUUCAAAAUGUUAUGAACGAAAAAAAAUAUCUCUUGGUCGAUUUUGACAUGAAUAAAGAAUACAAUACUGUUCGGACAACGUCCAGUUCCGAACCAUCAGGUAAUCGAGCUAAAAGAAUAAAUCCAGAUCACGAUCAACCCUUUCUUCCUAUUAAUCCAUUUGCUGAACCUAUAACAACAAUGUCAUCUACAAAUCUAAAUCAUCAUGGUGGAGAUGAUAAUAUGAUUGAUAUUGAUUUUCAAAAUACAACUAAUGAUAGAACAACUAGUAGCGUAAUGAAUGUUGAUUUAGUUAAUACACAUUAUGAUGAUUUUCAAACAAUUGAUUGGCUCAAAGAUUUAAUGCGUGAUCGUUUUCGUCAUCGUUUAUUACGAACAAAAUCUUAUCAAUCAUUUUUUAAUAAACUUUUAAUGUAUCAUGAUGCAUGGUCUGGUUGGUUAUGUGUUUUACUUGUUGGUUUAAGUGCUGGUGUUAUUGCUGCUGUUAUUGAUAUUGGUACAAAUUGGAUAUCGCAUUUAAAACAUGGAAUAUGUCUCAAUGCAUUUUGGCUUAAUAGAGAACAAUGUUUAUUUAAAAAAUUCACUGAUAUUUUAACAUCAACCUCAUGUGAUAAAAAUAUUAUUCGUUUAGGUUGGGCAUCAAGAGAACUUCAAUAUGAUAAUGUAAAUUCAGAAGAAUGUCCUGAAUGGUUUACUUGGCCUCAAGUAUUUGGUACAUACAAAAAAGGAGCCGGAGAAUUUUUAUUAUCUUAUAUAAUGUACAUAUUUUGGUCGACAAUAUUCGCGACAUUUGCUGUUCUUCUAGUCAAAGUAUUUGCACCAUACGCAUGUGGUAGUGGUAUUCCAGAAAUUAAGACAAUCUUAGGAGGUUUUAUUAUUCGAGGAUAUUUGGGUAAAUGGACUUUAUUGAUAAAAAGUAUUGGAAUGAUGUGUGCUACAAGUGCCGGUCUUAUAUUGGGUAAAGAAGGACCAUUUGUUCAUAUAGCUUGUUGUUGCGGCAAUAUAUUCUCAUAUCUUUUUCCAAAAUAUGGUCGAAAUGAAGCAAAAAAACGAGAAAUUUUAUCUGCAGCAGCUGCUGCUGGUGUUUCAGUUGCAUUCGGUGCACCGAUUGGUGGUGUUUUAUUCAGUUUAGAAGAAGUAUCAUAUUAUUUUCCAUAUAAAACAUUAUGGCGAUCAUUUUUUUGUGCUAUGGUUGGUGCACUUGUUGUUCGUUCAAUAAAUCCAUAUGGUAAUGGACAUGAUAUUCAAUUUAGUAUCGAUUAUUCUGUACCAUGGGCAUCAUUUGAAUUAUUACCAUUUAUUUUAUUAGGCAUUCUUGGAGGCUUAUGGGGUGCAUUUUUUAUAAAAACAAAUGUUUGGUGGUGUCGUUUUCGAAAAAAUUCACGACUUGGACAAUAUACAAUAUUGGAAGUUGUUUGUCUUGCAUUAACUACUGCUAUUAUAAUAUAUCCAAAUCCAUAUACACGUAUGUCAAUGUCAGAAUUAAUCAAGCGUUUAGUUAGUCAAUGUCGUGUAGAAGAUAUGAUUGAUCUAUGUGAUUAUCCAAAUGCUCAAUUUUAUAAUGGUAAAUCAAAAGGAUCAAUAGGAUUAGCUGGUCCUGGUGUACAUCAAGCUAUAUGGAAAUUAUUUUUUGCUCUUAUCGUUCAAGUUGUACUUGUAACGUUUACUAUAGGUGUUAAAGUUCCAUCAGGUUUAAUCAUUCCAUCAAUGUCAAUUGGAGCUAUAACAGGACGUAUUAUUGGCAUUAUAACAGAACAAUUAGCUAUACAAAAUCCAACAUUUAUUCUUUUCCGUCAUGAUUGUAGUAAGGAGGAAAAUUGUGUUACACCAGCUUUAUAUGCUAUUGUUGGUGCAUGUGCCUUUUUGGGUGGUGUUAGUAAAAUGACCGUAUCACUUGUUGUUAUUAUGUUUGAAUUAACAGGUGGCUUAAAUUAUAUUGUACCAUUAAUGGCAGCAGCAAUGACAGCUAAAUGGAUUGGUGAUGGUUUUGUACGUGGUGGAAUUUAUGAUGCACAUAUUGAAUUAAAUGGUUAUCCAUUUUUGGAUAAUAAAGAAGAAUUUAAUUUUACAACAAUCGCUGCAGAUGUUAUGCGUCCAAGACCAGAGCAAUCUUUAUCAUUAGCUUAUUUAACACAAACUGGUAUGACAUUUAUAGAAGUCGAAAAUUUAUUAAAAGAAACAACACAUUCAUUAUAUCCUGUUGUUGUUUCACGUGAACAACCGUAUCUUGUUGGACAAAUACAAAGACGUGACCUACAAAUUGCCCUCAAAUCACAAAAAAUGCAACGUUUUCGUCUUUCGCAAAGUCUUAUUCAAUUUACAUCAGCAUCAGAAGCAACAGUAAAUUCAGAUUAUGAAGUUGAUAAUCAAAAUGAACAACGAUCACCAUUGAAUUUAGAAGUUAUUCGAAUUGGCAAUUUAUUGGAUCAGGCUCCAAUUAUUGUUACUGAUCAAACUCCAAUGGAAACAGUCAUUGAUCUAUUUCGUAAAUUAGGUCUUCGACAAUCCUUUGUGACACGCAAUGGACGAUUACGAGGAAUAAUAACUAAAAAAGAUAUUCUUCGACAUAUUCAACAAUUAACUUCGCGUAAUGUUGAAACAACGUAUUAUGACAACUGA
This is a messenger RNA of Rotaria sp. Silwood2, 2646 nucleotides long. Lineage: Eukaryota; Metazoa; Rotifera; Eurotatoria; Philodinida; Philodinidae. The record is from the annotation of a GenBank genome assembly.